AUGCUGAUUGGUUCCUACGGUUGGGCGUACUCAGGCAUGCACGCGCGCUCAUCCACACGUCAUAGGAUGUGGUAUAAAAAGUCUGCAAGCAAGGCCCACAGGCACACUUGAUAAUACGCGCUGCGGCUACGGUGGGCAGGCCUCAGGCCACGGUAUGUCAACUAGCAUAAUAAUGCGUUUUCCGUUGCCAUCCUAGUAAGGCGGAAAUCCCGCGUCGCUAGGAGAAAACAAAAGUCUACGCAGUUAAAACACAAAAUAAGGCGCCAUCACAUAGUGACUGCCCUAACUUCGAAUUUAUUCUCCUUCCCGAAGGCGGCCAGCGUUACGAGAAAUUGGUGGCAACUUCAGAGGUAA
Molecule: messenger RNA, 354 nt
Organism: Spirometra erinaceieuropaei
Lineage: Eukaryota; Metazoa; Platyhelminthes; Cestoda; Diphyllobothriidea; Diphyllobothriidae
Source: the annotation of a GenBank genome assembly